Messenger RNA from Mus musculus (house mouse), 861 nucleotides. Its product is annotated as predicted gene, 53243. The transcript is spliced from 2 exons. The coding region runs from base 1 to 843 and encodes 280 amino acids. The record is from RefSeq and is a predicted model, not a curated record. Lineage: Eukaryota; Metazoa; Chordata; Mammalia; Rodentia; Muridae.
AUGGACACUCUGACCUCCCUCUUGGGAUGGGCACAAGGGGCGAGCGCCCGGCCCCAGUCCCCCUACCUGUUGCCCCGCAGGCCUUCUCUGGUCCGAGGCCCCAGCCGGGCCCGGAUCGCCCGCUCCAGCAGCGCUCGGCCCGCCCUCCGGCAGGCCGGCCGCCAUGAGCCGGUGGAGGCCCCGCUCCCUCCGAGCUGCACCCUGAGCCCCCGCGCCCGUCACUGCCCCGCCACCCUCGCGGACCCGCGCACAGACUUACUCGGCGUCCGGUGCAGAGCUGCUCCGGCCCGGGCGCCGCUACUCCGUUUCCCACUUCUAGCGCCCGGCCGGUGCGCACUGACUGGGCCGGGUCCUCUCCUCCCCCUUCCGCUGCCCGCGGCUCCCUCCCUCCUUCCUCCUUUGCCCGCCGAGCCCCGGCGAGCCCAGGCCGAGCCCAGUAGCGGAGCUGAGUUGGGUGUGGGCCGCGGCCGGGCGGGGCCCGGUGCCCGGAACCCUGCGCUGCGCCUAUGGAGCGGAGGAGCCCCGACGGGGCGGGUGGCACGUGCCCCGCAGGGCGCCUGGGUCUCUGAGUGGCGCGGUUGCGGCCCACCCGGACAUUGGUCAGGGACCCCCUGGUGCUUGAGCCCAGAGCAGUUCAGAGCUGGCUGCCUCUGCCCAACCCCGCGGCCCUGGUGUGGUCGGCGACCUCAGCCCAUGAUUUACCCCCGGGUUGAAUGCUACAAUCCCAUCGUCCGGCUUCACUGGGCAUCAGAGGAAGGGUGCACGCGGAGAAAACCCUGCACAGAUCCCGAUGCUCCCUACGGUGAGAUCCACAAUGCCCCCUCCCCCAGCCCUGCUGUUUAGAGUCCUAACAGAGCUACU